Suillus discolor is the source of this 561-nucleotide messenger RNA. RefSeq lists its product as uncharacterized. The transcript has 7 exons. Bases 1 to 561 code for a protein of 186 amino acids. Lineage: Eukaryota; Fungi; Basidiomycota; Agaricomycetes; Boletales; Suillaceae. The record is from RefSeq and is a predicted model, not a curated record.
AUGGUCCCAACCGUUGACAGUAGAAACGCGCGCCAGGCCAUAGGUCCCGACACUGAAACUGGUUACUACCAGACACACCCUCAUGAAAUGGUAACAUUGCUGGAUGCAACAUCAGGUAUCUGGUCCCGAAAGACGAGGUUAGCGAAAGAGGCCUGGCGCGACGCAUGCGAAAUCAAAGGUGCCAAUGUCAAAUUAACACCUCCAGUGGUCAAAAUUCUCUUGCGGCGCACAUCACAUGUGCGCGGUGAACUCAAAAUAAAGAUGCGCUCACUUACGAGCUCAUUUUUUGGGUUCCAGCCAAGUCUUUCGAGGGAUGUGAUAGGGCAAAACCAAGACCUGGCAGAAUCUUUGAAAAAUGGUUCAGCAUUUGCCUUCAAGGACUGGACAUUGACAGGGCUCUAUAAAUACGAGCUACUGCAAGAUGGUAGCAUCACAGGGUUCGGUGUCGAAGCCCUCACUCUGCUGUCGGCUGCAUCCCGGAUUGGUGACAAGGCUUUUGAUGAUGCGAUUCACGAGUACCAACUUGAGGAGGAGGAGGGUGCAGAGGCUAACAGGAGUUGA